Messenger RNA from Cercopithifilaria johnstoni, 2337 nucleotides. The record is from the annotation of a GenBank genome assembly. NCBI's taxonomy places the organism in Eukaryota, Metazoa, Nematoda, Chromadorea, Rhabditida, Onchocercidae.
AUGAAAAAUCAGUUGAACAGUAUAGGAUUAUUUCAUUCUGUGGAAGCAAUUUAUACAGGUGGAGCAAUCCAGUGGAGUUUGGAUGGGAAAACAUUGUUUUCAGCUUGCGGCAAUUAUAUCAGGGCGUCGAAUGUUGAUGAUGGAAGAGAGAGUUACAAGAUUGGAAACGAGGAGGAUCAGUUAAGAAUAUCAACUUUCUCGUUGAACGAAGAUUAUAGUUCCAUCGUAGUGGCUUACACGAAUGGUCUUUUACGAAGUUACCGAUUGCCAUUACUAGAAAAUGGUUCUGCAGUAGUAAAUCCUGAGAUAGUCCGUCAGUGGAAAUCAACUCAUGCAGCCCCGGUUUUAGUCAUGAAAAAUUUCGGAGGUGACACAUUACUUGCUACUGGAUCAGCUGAUUUUGUUGUCAAGAUUUGGAAUCUUGAAGAGCGCAGCUGUGUUGGAUCAUUGAAAGGUAAAAGCACUGUAAGUGCUAUCGAAUUUCUUGAUAAAUCCCGUGUAAUGGUUGGCUAUGUAGAUGGCAGCUCAUCAUUAUUCUGUUUAGAAACUCCAAAGAAAUUGAUUUUUCGGUGGACUAAUCACACAAGCCAGAUUGUAAGCAUAAUUAUUCGACAAUUACCGGAAGUUGUUUUUGUGAGUCGUGAUCAAACGUUGUCAAUUGUUAACGUGGAUAGUUAUGAAAAAAUAAAAGUGCUUCCCUUGUAUGAACCAAUCGAAGCAGCAGUUUUCGUGUCUGGUUCGUUGUUCACAGUAGGAGAGGAAGGUGUUCUAAAGUGUUGGAAUAUGGAGAAUGCAAAAUUACUAAAAUCUGCGAGUAUAUAUGGGUCUCGCAUUAAUUCUAUUAUUUAUAAUCAAAUUUGCAAAAAAUUUCUGCUGGCUACCUCGGAUUUCAACGUUUUUUGGGUCGAUGAAGAAACUUUCAAAAUUGAGCGGCAGUUUGCUGGCUUCAAUGAUGAGAUUUUUGAUGUUUGCUUUUGUGGACCAAAUUUGAAAUACUUGGUUGCAGCUACAAACAGUUCUGAAUUGCGCUUGUAUGAUACAAAUACAUGGUCUUGUCAUCUUAUUACUGGUCAUACUGAUAGUGUGCUCUCACUCUCAACUGCUCCGUGGGAUUCAAAGUUUUUAGCAAGUUCUUCCAAAGACAAUACUUUUAUUCUUUGGCAUGUAGACUUGAACGGUGAUGACGAAAUUAAAGCGGAAAAGGUAGGCUUAGCUACUGGACAUACUAAUAACGUCACGCGUGUUCGGUAUUCCAACAGUUCCAAGCAUUGUUUCAUUGUUUCAGUAUCAAAUGAUACUACUAUCAAAUUAUGGCCAUUGAAAAAUCUCAAGGAAAAAACAGAAGAUUUGAAAUUGCAGUCAUCAGCAACAUUAGUGGCGCACGCAAAGGACAUAACUUGCUUAGAUAUUAGUUUGAAUGACCGCUUAUGUGUUACUGGUUCCAUGGACAAGACAGCGAAGUUAUGGCAUAUCGAAACUGACAAAAUGCAUUUUACCAUAGGUGGCAUGCUAAAUGGUCAUCGCCGUGGAGUUUGGGAUGCUCGUUUUUCACCUAGCACUCAGGCUGUGAUAACGUGUAGUGGUGAUUGCAUGAUUAGAAUAUUUUCGUUACCAAGUCGAGAUUGCAUCGCCACAUUAACCGGACAUCCGUCUGCUGUACUGAAUGGAGUUAUAGUAAAUAGUGGAAAGCAGAUAAUAUCUGCGGAUAGCGGUGGUUUACUUAAAAUAUGGGAUAUUGCUACCAAUGAAUGCAUCACAACAAUGGAAGCUCAUGAUGAGAAAAUAUGGGCUUUACAAGUAGCUAAUAACGAAAGCCGAUUUGUUACGGCAAGCAGUGAUGGACGUAUAAGAAUCUGGGAAGAUAUUUCUGAAAAAAAACGCGAAGAGGAAGAACGUAAUCGAGCAGAAAAAGCGCACAAUGAGCAAAUUCUGACAAAUCUUAUGCAACAGAAUCAUUACGCCGAAGCUUUAGCUUUUUCAUUGACAUUGGCGAGACCGUACAGUUGUUUGAAAAUAAUACGGGAAAUGAUGGAGCUAAAAUCAGAUGAACUACAUAGUGCAGUCAAAAAAUUGCGGAGAGAAGAGUUAGUGGUACUAUUGGAUUUCGCCUCACAGUGGAAUACAAAUAGUCGAACAGCAGAUAUUGCUCAAUUAGUACUCUAUUACGUUUUGCAUUCAUUCUCUCCCGAGGAGUUAUUAAAAAUGCCUAAUUUUGCUUCAUUGAUAGAAGCAUAUAUUCCAUACACUAUCAGGCAUUUCGAUCGAAUAACAAGAGCUCGACAAAAUGCUGCAUUUCUGAACUACACUUUAGCGCAAAUGACGCUUUCAAAUUUAUAG